Messenger RNA from Annulohypoxylon maeteangense, 1860 nucleotides. RefSeq names its product HET-domain-containing protein. The transcript is spliced from 2 exons. NCBI's taxonomy places the organism in Eukaryota, Fungi, Ascomycota, Sordariomycetes, Xylariales, Hypoxylaceae. The record is from RefSeq and is a predicted model, not a curated record. The coding region runs from base 1 to 1860 and encodes 619 amino acids.
AUGAUAUUCUUCAAUGAGUAUCACUACGAGCCCCUAAGCGCGGAAGACGAAAUUCGGCUUAUUGAGCUAAACCCAGCGAAGCGUGAGGAAGCCCCUCUGAAAUGUUCGAUUGUCCAACACCGACGUUCAGUACGAAAAAAUGAUUACUUUGCUAUCUCAUAUGUGUGGGGAAACCCGGAAUUCUCGCGGAACCUGGAAAUAUCAUGCGAUGGUGAUGUUUCGUACCUGAGGAUCACUCCUAAUGUUGACGUUUUAUUGAGACGUCUUCGAAAACUCGAAGUCUUGCGUUACUUGUGGAUCGAUGCCAUAUGUCUCAACCAGGCCGAUGAGAUUGAAAAAGCGCACCAAAUCCCGCUCAUGGGACGCAUAUUCGGAGAGGCGAAGGAUGUUCAUAUCUGGGUAGGCCCUCAGGACUUCUUAACCGCAAAAUUAUUUACCUUUCUUCGGCAAGUUAGCCUUCUCCCCGAAGUUAAGCAAGCCAAAAUGGCACAGUGCAUUGUGGAUGUUAUGUUGAACAUUUUCGGCAAUACUGGAACUGGAUUACAGAGUUUUGAUGAUUUCUCUAACCGGGUUUGGUUCUCACGACGAUGGAUUAUACAAGAAGCUCGUCUUGCCCGAAAAGCUACUGUUCAUUGUGGGAAUUGCUCCAUCCCUCUGCCAGUACUUGCCUUAGCAGCAAAACGGUUUCAAGCUCUAGACAUGUCCUCCUAUCCAAUGAAAAUGAUGGCGAAUUUAAAUACUCCAGCAAGAAAGCCCACGAUACUAGAGCUCUUAUGGACCUUCCAAGAAGCUUGUUGCCUUGAACCCAAAGAUCGUGUAGCUGCCCUAUACGGCCUCGCACAGAAUGCUUACGGUUUUCAUCUCGAUUACACUGCCCAUUGGACUGAGAUGUAUAAACAAAUUGCUUUUAGUGUCUUGAGAAAUGGCAGCAACGACAUAAAACUUCAACUCAUGCUUCACUUGUUUGAAUUCGGGGCAGUCCGCGCACCUUCUAAUGUCGACUAUCCCUCUUGGAUUCCCGACUGGUCAAAUACCCGACAACGAGGUCUCCCCUAUCAUUCUUCCAUAAAGAAUAUUGAUACCUACGAACCGUAUCCCACUUCACCCGGAUAUCCAACGAAAGCCACCUUGAAACUCCACCACGGUUCUCUUCAGGUCCAUUGGAAUGCUUUGAUUGGUGGAUCGCGUGGUUGGCGUGUCGUCUACGCGACGAAUUCCGAUUCCCCUAUACGAACCGAAGAACAGAGGACGGAAAAAGUCAAAAGCCUUCUACUAGAGCUCUUCCCAUCUAUCUUUGCUCCAAUUUUCCCAAUCAUGGCAGUGGCUGCAUUAUUUCAUCUAGUCGAACAAUUCUACUACCCGAACCAAAAUCUAAGAUUGAAGAGUUCUCCUUAUGACGAAUUUAUCGUCAAAAUGAUCCAACAGCUACCCAAAAUGUUCCACACAAGACUACUCGACACUUUGAGGCAAACAAGCCGCUUGCUAGGGGACUUCUGUAUAUUCAAAAUGAAGCCUAUCGGAUCCGAGCAUCAACAUAGCGUAGGCUAUGGUAUCAGCUCGCAACAGUUACAGCCCGGCGACACCAUGAUACCACUUUGGAAUAUGAACUGGGAUAAGGAGAGGGGCAUGUCUCACAUGAAGGAGUAUAUGUACUUGCGCACUAAAACAAUGCUUGUAGUAAGGCGUACUCAAGGACAAACACUAAGCGGAAAAAACCCGGCUGAGACAGGUCGAAUUGUAGGUUGGGCUGUGUGUGUCCUAUUGAAAGGUGAAUCGAUUUACGAAUUUGAUUUAUCUGACAGUACGAUGUGGGAUGAUGAUUUGAACGGUGAGCAGCAAUGUUCAAUGCUGUUGGCUUAA